AUGGCUAUUGACACGCGCGCGAGCCUUGAGGUCACCAAGGGCGCGACCGCGAUUGACCCCAUCCCCUUGGACACCACCAGCACUCCGAGCUCCAUCAUCGAAGACGAUGACCACCUUUUAGGGCCUUUUCCAACAGAAGAAGAAUGGGCGACGCUUCCUCGUGUCGCGGGCUCCAUUCCUUGGACCGCGUGGACUGUUGCUUCUGUUGAAUUUGUGGAACGCUUCAGCUACUACGGUACCAGCGCAGUGUUCGUCAACUUCAUUCAGAAGUCACUACCUCCGGGCUCCAAAACUGGAGCUGGCUUUUUGAAAAAACCUGGUUCCGGUGCUCUAGGCAUGGGACAGCGUGCAUCGACUGGUCUAACUCAAUUCAACCAGUUCUGGUCUUACUUCACGCCCCUUUUUGGCGCUUGGCUUGCCGAUGAGUACUGGGGUCGCUACAAGACGAUCCAGUAUGCCAACGUCAUCGCGGUCAUCGGUCACAUACUGCUCAUCUUUUCCGCGAUUCCCCAGGUCAUCUCGAAGCCGAACACCGCCAUUGGCAUCUUCUCCGUUGGACUUGUCAUCAUGGGUAUUGGUACCGGUGGUUUCAAGUCGAAUAUCUCACCUUUAAUUGCUGAGCAGUAUAAAAACCGGAAAGCGUACGUUCGGACGAAGAAGAAUGGUAGUAAGGAGAUUGUCGACCCUGCUACCACAGCUGCGCGAAUCUACAUCUACUUCUACUUCCUGAUCAACUGCGGGUCUCUCACCGGUUCCCUUGCCAUGGUAUACUCGGAGCAUUUCGUGGGUUUCUGGCUCUCGUUUACUCUGCCAACAAUCUGUUACUGUCUGUGCCCGCUUAUCCUGGUGUUUUUCAAGAAGCACUACGUACUGACGCCACCCACUGGCUCCGUCUUCGGAAAAGCGUUCAAGCUCAUUCGACUGGCCAUAAAAAAUGCUUCCCGAAAGAACAUUUGGAAAGACGAGCUCUUCUGGGAGCGCGUCAAGCCAAGCUCGCUGCGCGCUAGCGGCAAAGAUGUUCCCUCGUGGAUGAACUUCGAUGACGCUUGGGUCGAUGAAGUCAGACGCGGUGUCGUCGCUUGCAAGGUCUUUGUGUGGUACCCGCUUUACUUCCUGUCGUACAACCAGAUGCUGAACAACCUCGUAUCUCAAGCCAAUACGAUGAACCUUGGCUCCACACCUAACGAUAUUGUUGCCAAGCUCAACCCAAUCUUCAUCAUCAUUGUUAUCCCUAUUAUGGACUUCAUCGUCUAUCCCGGUCUUCGCAAGGCAGGCAUUGUGUUCUCUCCCAUUAAGAAGAUCACCGCCGGUUUCACACUCGCCUCUUUCGCUAUGGUCACGGCCUGCGUCAUCCAGUACUACAUUUACAAGAUGUCGCCUUGCGGGAAACAGAUCAACGCAUUGAGCGAGACCCGCACAGACUGCAACGCAGAUAUCUCUGUUUGGGUGCAAGUCUUUCCCUAUGGUCUUAUCGGCAUGUCUGAAGUUCUCGCUUCCAUUACUAAGCUUGAAUACGCUUACACCAAAGCUCCCACGAACAUGAAAUCCACCGUUCAGGCCAUUGCUCUCUUCACGUCCGCUGUGUCCUCUGCGCUUGGCCAGGCCCUCGUCUCCCUCUCCGAAGACCCUCUACUUGAAUGGAACUAUGGCGCCGUAGCCGUUAUCGCUAUGUUUGGUGCCAUUGGGUUCUAUCUCACCUUCCGCAAGGCUGACAGGGAGGAGGAUGCUCUGAACGCUCUGAAGACAUCCGCUUAUAUGGGAAAGAAAACAGGAGACGUUGAGAGUGAAGCUAAAGGCCAGGAGCUUGCGAAAAAUGAGAAAGCUAGUUUGAACUAG
Didymosphaeria variabile is the source of this 1836-nucleotide messenger RNA. RefSeq lists its product as uncharacterized. Gene Ontology annotation, biological process: transmembrane transport. The transcript has 5 exons. Gene Ontology annotation, cellular component: membrane. Gene Ontology annotation, molecular function: dipeptide transmembrane transporter activity. Lineage: Eukaryota; Fungi; Ascomycota; Dothideomycetes; Pleosporales; Didymosphaeriaceae. Bases 1 to 1836 code for a protein of 611 amino acids. The record is from RefSeq and is a predicted model, not a curated record.